Punica granatum (pomegranate) is the source of this 906-nucleotide messenger RNA. The record is from RefSeq and is a predicted model, not a curated record. Lineage: Eukaryota; Viridiplantae; Streptophyta; Magnoliopsida; Myrtales; Lythraceae.
AUGACGAAAUCAGCAAAUAACAGUGAAUCAAGUGGAAGCAUACCACCUGUUUAUCUCUUCACUCCCUCUGAUGGUCCCGGCACACAGCUCAUUUCCUGCAAACUAAAUGGCAGGAAUUACAAUACAUCGUCUCUAGCAAUGCAAACAGCGCUUCAGGCCAAGAACAAGCUCAAUUUUAUCGAAGGAAAAGUGUUACAACCAGCAGAAGGAGAACCUCACCGUGAGCAGUGGGUGACUUGUAAUUCGAUGCUCCUCUCAUGGAUUUUCAAUCACCUGGACGAAGAGUUACAGAACUUAGUGGCAGGAGCGAGAAAUGCAAAGACUCUCUGGGACGAUCUUAAGGAACGAUUUUCCCAAGCUCGACUAAUGGCUUACAAGGAAAAGGAGAAAUUGCAUCAGUUCCUAAUAGGACUCAAUCCCGAGUUCCAGACCAUCCGUUCGCAAAUUUUGAGCAUGGAGCCACUGCCAAAUGCGAACAGGGCACAUUCGAUUGCAGCAAACGACGAGGCACAACGAUUAAUCACACACGGCAGAGAAACAAUUUCUGAAUCGCUCGGUUUUGCAGCAAAAAUCAGUCAUGAUUUCGGCGGGGGAUCAAACCCUAACCCUAAUUUCAGCAAUUUCACCAGAGAACACAAACCUCGAAGCCGCCCGUUCUGUGAUUACUGCGGUUGGAAUGGCCAUUUUCGGGCCACUUGCUACCAGCUGAAUGGGUAUCCGGGUUCCGACCAGAGAAAUCCGAAGGGAUCUGGCGCUGGUGGCUCUCGGCCGGGCGGGAGGAACUCGGCCUCUUCUCCCUCGACUCUACAGAACAAACAAGGAGGAGGAGGAGGAGUCGGGUUUUCGUUUUUAGGAGGCCCGGGUAACUCCUAUUCAGGUGGCCCAUCUGAUCAGCGCCAAGCCUAA